Messenger RNA from Esox lucius (northern pike), 2204 nucleotides. It is a transcript of the gene dnajc5gb, whose product is annotated as DnaJ (Hsp40) homolog, subfamily C, member 5 gamma b. The transcript has 6 exons. Bases 237 to 905 code for a protein of 222 amino acids. NCBI's taxonomy places the organism in Eukaryota, Metazoa, Chordata, Actinopteri, Esociformes, Esocidae. The record is from RefSeq and is a predicted model, not a curated record.
GGGCUAGUGGCUUUUCUCAUUUUGAUUCUCCUUACCUCUGCUCUCCUCACUGCCUUCUGAAAACCGGAAUUGGCAGGCUAUCGUGAACAUUUCUACUUCCUAAAUGUUUGGUUACGGAGGAAACUUUUGUUCCUGUAAGUCAAUUUUUAUUGGCAAAUGCAUCAACAAUAAUUGUGCCGCGAACCCUACCAGAUUCUAGGUACACCAAAGGAGGUCGUUGUUACAAGAUUUAAAACAUGGCGGAACCGAACCAAAGGCCUCAACGUAAGAUGUCUACUGCUGGUUCCAGUCUGUACCAGAUACUGGGACUGGAGAAGGGGGCUUCGGCAGAAGAAAUAAAGAAAGCAUACAGGAAACUAGCACUGAAGUAUCACCCUGAUAAGAACCCAGACAACCCGGAGGCAGCUGAGAAGUUUAAAGAGAUCAACAAUGCCAACGCCAUCCUCAGUGAGGAGACGAAGAGGAAGAUCUACGAUGAGUAUGGCUCCAUGGGGCUCUAUGCGGCCGAGCAGUUUGGAGAUGACAGUGUUAACGUUUACUUCCUUAUGCAAAAGUGCUGGUUCAAGGCCCUGAUUGUGUGCUGCGGGAUUUUCACCUGCUGCUUCUGUUGCUGUUGCUGUUGCUGCUGUUGUGGGAAGUGCCAGUCAGAGUUGAAGGAGGAGCACAGACACGUUGACCCAGAGGAUUUGGAGGCCCAAAUCAGAGAUGAGGAGGAAAGGGCCGGUGGGGAGCCUAUAACUAUUAUAACGGAUCAGCCAGGCCCUAGCGCAGCCUCUGCCAUCUCAGGUGAGGAUUCACCAAUUGUAAUCCAGCCUAGUACUGCUGCUGAUCACAAGGCUGCAUUUAACCAUGACCAGUCUGCAGCCAACCACUCUGAACCUACAGGCACCACAACGAACGACUAAGAACCUGUCAAUUGGGUGUCUUCCAAUAGCCUGGUCCCAGCCUGGUCCCAGGUCUGCUGGGGCAGUCUGGCCAAUUUCUAUGACAUUCAGGACAAACAAGGAACCAGGCUAGUCAGCCUUUUCCAGAUACUCACAACAUAGGUGGUCCACUGCAGUGACAAUUCUAAGAUUUGUUUCUGUGGUUUUUAUUUUUAGCCAGUGGUAGGUGCUUAAAAUUCUGUUUAUAAUAACAAUAAUUUAUAUAACAGUAUAUUUAUAUUGUUUCAAGGGUCUCUUUGUGGUCAAUUAAAAUUGUAAAUCGGGAUCAGUUUACAAGAACUUCACGUUCUUAUGAUUGUGCCAUAUGCUUACCUUACCUUUAUGCUGAGGGGAACUUUCUGUAUAGAUUGAAAUGUUUUGGAACAAUAUGUGCAGUGUGAUGGCCUCAGCGUGUAGUGAGGAUGGUGGAGGAGAUUGACGUAACUUCCACACAGGCCCCUAUUCCAGAUCUAGUGCACAUCUUUUGACAAGAACUAUGUAUUGCAUUAUAUUUGACCAUGAGGGCACCAUGUGGCUGUCAGAAGUUGUAAAUGAAUGUGCACUUUAAAAACCUACCAAACAUUCACAGCCAGUGUUAUUAAAAGGCUGCUGUGGACUGAUACUCCCCUUUCUGUGGGAGCCAAUAGCUGCAACUGAACCAAGGUGAAAAGAUGCCAACAUUUUGUUAGUUUUUUUGUUUGUAGGUUAUUUUUGUACUUUUUGUCUGUAAGGUUUUUUUUCUUUUUUCAACUGUAGGAUUCUGUACUCAAACCUCAGUCUAACACAACAUACAGUACACUGCCUAGUGGAGGUCAACUGCAUACUGUUACUUUCUCAUCGGCAUCUGCACUGGCAUAGUAUUGUAUUUUUCAGUUGAAACCAACUAUGUUUAAUUCCAGAUCUGGAUUCGGUGUCAAAAUCGAUUUUUGGACCAUAAAGUCUAUAGCAUAUGUUUAUCACAUGCCAUCCUCUGAUAUUAAUGUGGGUGGUUAUCUGUUGUUGGUCAAUAGUAUCACAUUUGGUAAAAACUGCAAGUUCUAAUGCAGCUAAAAUGUAUUUCGGUGAUUUAAAUUUCCCUCCCUAAGGAUUUAACUGUUGUUUUUUUGUAAAGUGCUGUUGAUAUUUAUUCCAAGGUGAAUACAUUUUCCAAGUGGAUUAAAAAAGGCUUCCUUUGGAUGGUUGUGUAGGUUCUUAAUAGAAACAUAAAUAUUUUUUAAAUGUAUGUUUUGUUGAUACUGUAAAAUAUAUUUAUUUGCAUGUACAUUGGAAUAAAUUUGGGGA